CCGUCCCGGAAGUGCAAACUCGGAGGUCGUGCAGGUGGGGAUUCCGCGGUCUCGGCGGCCUCUUUCAAGAUGCCAGGAGCCGCGGACAAGGCCUCGGAGUUGUCCGAGAGGAUUGAGAGUUUCGUGGAGGCCCUGAAGCGGGGCGGCGGGCGGCGCAGCUCUGAGGACAUGGCUCGGGAGACCCUGGGGCUGCUGCGCCGGAUCAUCAUGGACCACCGCUGGAGCAACGCAGGGGAGCUGAUGGAGCUAAUCCGCAGAGAAGGCCGGAGGAUGACGGCCGCGCAGCCCUCAGAGACCACCGUGGGCAACAUGGUGCGGAGAGUGCUCAGGAUCAUCCGGGAGGAGUAUGGCAGACUCCACGGACGCAGCGAGGAGAGCGACCAGCAGGAGUCCCUACACAAACUCUUGACAUCCGGAGGCCUAAGCGAGGAUUUCAGCUCUCCUUAUGCCCAACUCCAGUCCAACAUCAUUGAGGCAAUUAAUGAGCUGCUUGUGGAACUGGAAGGGACAACGGAGAACAUUGCAGCCCAGGCUCAGGAGCACAUCCACUCUAAUGAGGUGAUCAUGACCAUUGGCUUCUCCCGAACAGUAGAGGCCUUCCUCAAAGAGGCUGCGCGGAAGAGGAAAUUCCAUGUCAUUGUGGCUGAGUGUGCUCCUUUUUGUCAGGGUCACGAAAUGGCAGUCAAUUUGUCUAAAGCAGGUAUUGAGACAACUGUCAUGACUGAUGCCGCCAUUUUUGCUGUGAUGUCAAGAGUCAAUAAGGUGAUCAUUGGCACGAAGACCAUCCUGGCAAAUGGUGCCCUGAGAGCUGUAACAGGAACUCAUACUCUAGCAUUGGCAGCAAAACACCAUUCCACCCCACUCAUCGUCUGUGCCCCUAUGUUCAAGCUUUCCCCACAGUUCCCCAAUGAAGAAGAUUCAUUUAAUAAGUUUGUGGCUCCUGAAGAAGUUCUGCCCUUCACAGAAGGGGACAUUCUGGAGAAAGUCAGCGUUCAUUGCCCUGUGUUUGACUAUGUUCCCCCAGAGCUCAUUACCCUCUUUAUCUCCAACAUUGGUGGGAACGCACCUUCCUACAUCUACCGCCUGAUGAGUGAACUGUACCAUCCUGAUGAUCAUGUCCUAUGACACCACUCGUCCUGAGCAGAAACUGCUUAGCAAACACAGAAUGGAGACUUCAGUGCCACUGCUGAAAUGUAUUUUCCUUGUAAUGGGGGAGUGAACUGGAGUCAACCUAAAAAAAAUGGAUACCAUUGCGUACCUUUUUAGUCACCCUAUAACAAGGAUGCACAUCCAGGAAAGAGAGAGAGAGAGAGAGAGAGAGAGAGAGAGAGAGAGAGAGUGAGUUUGCGUGUUUGCCUUUCAGGUCUUAACAGAGCAGCAGGGCUUAACCUAUUGUUUUUGGAGCUUCUUAGUGACCUGGGGUGUCUGUUUCAGGAACUUUCUGGUUCGGUGGUGUGUUAAACAUAACACUGAACAGCUUGCUGGGAUACAGGUUUUUGCUCAGAAUGGCUACCACACCUUUUCGUAGGCUGUGCCAAUAAAAGCUGCUCGAAGGUUCCUGACUUGGUUUAUUUAUUGUUCUGCUCUGAUUGAACUGCCUGAAACAGCAGCAGCAGAGCCUUUUCGUGUUUCCAUAGAGGGCUGUAAUUAGGAACAGUCUAAAACAGAGAAGUACAAAUGAAGUAUUUACAGUUUCCUUUAUAAUUUACUGGAAAUGGUCCCAAACAACUUGUUAGUAAUCUAAGAGUGUGGUUCCAAAACCUCUCUGAUCAUUAGAACCAUCUGGGAGCUUAAAAAAACAAACAUUCUUGGGCUCCAUCCCAGACCCACUACAUCUGAUCUCCAGGGUGGCACCUGGGAAUCUGUUUAAAGCUCCCUAGAAAAGGACUCCCUCAUGUACUGUUAAUAGGAUUGUAAACUGGUACAGUCUUUUCUAGGGCAGUUUUGAAUCUGUACUUCUAGAAUUAUUUGUACAAGCGCACAAAGUUAUAGACGAGACUGUCUAUUUUAGCAGCUGUAAUAUAGCUUAAGGGUUCAGCAAUAACAUUUUGUAUUCUGUUAGUUAAAAGCAAGAAAGGUUUUAAAAUAAUGACAUACCAUGGAAGAUUAUGUAUCCACUGCAUUAGAGGUUUCAAAAGGGUGACUUGAGGGCAGUGUCUGGAUUGAAGACAUUUUGGCUGGUUCACCCAGUAUUUAAUUUGAAUUAGUUAUCAAUACUUAAAUAUCUGGAGAUUGCACAUUAAACAAAUUUAAUUUCUUGCUUCUUUUGAGAACUCAAAAGGUCUGGCGAUUCUGAAUCCACAUUCCCAAGAGGCAGCAGUUGGCUAGAGUUGGGUAGCUUCUCAUUUCAUUAGAUGGAAAACCUCCAGUUUUCUGCAGUUCUUCCCUGCUCCAUUUAACUUAUUUAUGUUAUCUGCCUAACCCCUGUAAGGCAUUUGAUAUAUGAGCCUUGUGUAAAUGAAUGGCAUAGAUUUGUAAGAAAGUCCAUUUUAUAUUGUUAAAAACAAGAUGGGAAACGAAGCAAGAUGCAGAGCAACAUGCUUAAUAUGAUCCUUCAUUAAAACAAAACAUGUAGCCCUAACUGGUUUGGAUCAGUGGAUAGAGCGUCGGCCUGCAGACUGAAGGGUCCCAGGUUCGAUUCCAGUCAAGGGCAUGUACCUGGGUUGCGGGCACAUCUCCAGUAAGGGGGUGUGCAGGAGGCAGCUGAUCGAUGUUUCUCUCUCAUCUGAUGUUUCUAACUCUAUCCCUCCCUCUUCCUCUCUGUAAAAAAUCAAUAAAAUAUAUUUAAAAAAACAAAACAUGUAUUUGC
Molecule: messenger RNA, 2809 nt
Organism: Eptesicus fuscus (big brown bat)
Lineage: Eukaryota; Metazoa; Chordata; Mammalia; Chiroptera; Vespertilionidae
Gene: EIF2B2
Product: eukaryotic translation initiation factor 2B subunit beta
Exons: 8
Coding region: 70-1125 (351 amino acids)
Biological process (GO): translational initiation
Cellular component (GO): eukaryotic translation initiation factor 2B complex
Molecular function (GO): translation initiation factor activity; guanyl-nucleotide exchange factor activity
Source: RefSeq, a predicted model, not a curated record